AUGUCUCAACCAAGUGAAAGUAAAUUAUGGGGUGGUAGAUUCACUGGAGCCACCGAUCCAUUAAUGGAUUUAUACAAUGCAUCUUUACCAUAUGAUAAAAUCAUGUAUGAUGCUGAUUUAACUGGUACUAAAGUUUACACUGAAGGUUUGAAUAAAUUAGGUUUAAUUAAUAAAGAGGAAUUAACCGAAAUCCAUAAAGGCUUGGAAAUAAUUAGAAAUGAAUGGAAAGAAGACAAAUUUGUUGAAAAGCCAGGUGAUGAGGAUAUUCAUACAGCCAAUGAAAGAAGAUUAGGUGAACUUAUUGGAAAACAUAUUGCUGGUAAAGUUCAUACAGGUAGAUCUAGAAAUGAUCAAGUUGCAACAGAUAUGAGAAUAUUUGUUCGUGAAAGAUUAAUAGAUUUACUUGAGAAGUUGAACACAUUUAUUGAAACUAUAUUAAAACGUGGUGAAUUGGAAAUUGAUGUUUUAAUGCCAGGUUAUACACAUUUACAAAGAGCUCAACCGAUUAGAUGGUCACAUUGGUUAAGUUCGUAUGCAACUUACUUUACUGAAGAUUACAAAAGAUUACAACAAAUCAUUACCAGAGUUAAUCAAUCACCAUUGGGUUGUGGUGCAUUAGCUGGCCAUCCAUAUGGAAUAGACAGAGAAUUUUUAGCAAAAGGAUUAGGUUUUGAUGGUGUUAUUGGUAAUUCAUUGACAGCAGUUAGUGAUAGAGAUUUUGUUGCUGAAACUUUAUUUUGGAGUACAUUAUUUAUGAAUCAUAUAUCAAGAUUCAGUGAAGACUUAAUUAUAUAUUCAACAGCUGAAUUUAAUUUCAUAAAAUUGGCAGACGCAUACUCAACUGGAUCAUCAUUAAUGCCACAAAAGAAGAAUCCGGACUCUUUGGAAUUAUUAAGAGGUAAAAGUGGUAGAGUAUUUGGAGGUUUAGCAGGGUUUUUAAUGUCGAUCAAAUCAAUACCUUCAACGUAUAAUAAAGAUAUGCAAGAAGAUAAAGAACCUUUAUUUGAUGCAUUGACUACAGUUGAACAUUCAAUCUUAAUUGCAACUGGUGUUGUUUCAACAUUGAAGAUUAAUAAAGAAGCAAUGGAAAAUGCAUUAACAAUGGAUAUGUUGGCUACAGACUUAGCAGAUUAUUUAGUUAGAAAAGGUGUACCUUUCAGAGAAACACAUCAUAUUUCUGGAGAAUGUGUUAGUAAAGCUGAGAAACUAAAUUUAUCUGGUAUCGAUAAAUUAUCAUUUGAACAGUUACAAGAAAUAGACAAUAGAUUUGAUAAAGAUGUUAUGCACGUAUUUGAUUUUGAAGUUAGUGUUGAAAGAAGAGAUGCAACUGGGGGUACUGCAAAAUCAGCUGUAUUAAAACAAUUACAAAAUUUAAAUCAACAAUUAAAGUAA
Molecule: messenger RNA, 1392 nt
Organism: Insectozyma verbasci
Lineage: Eukaryota; Fungi; Ascomycota; Pichiomycetes; Serinales; Debaryomycetaceae
Source: the annotation of a GenBank genome assembly